Messenger RNA from Striga hermonthica, 1584 nucleotides. The record is from the annotation of a GenBank genome assembly. Lineage: Eukaryota; Viridiplantae; Streptophyta; Magnoliopsida; Lamiales; Orobanchaceae.
AUGCAGUCCCAAGAAGAAAUUCGUAACCUCCCGAUCGAUAUAGCGUUUGCUCGACUAGGAGGAAUUUGUUACUUGGAAGCAAAACAGAUAUAUGAAAUUCUUUUGAAGUCAACUCCAGAAAGCCGUAAUAUUUUUGGUCGGCUUUCGGGCGCUGCUGGUGAUUGGGAGACAAUAGUUCGUGCUUAUGAGAAAGAUCAUAUUUUUCUUGGUGAGGCUGCACAGAUACUGGUCCAAAAUGUCACCUAUGAAAUUCCAUACCAGAAGAAGCAAGUUCAAAAGAGUCAACAACAGCUAGCAGAGUUAGAGAAAAAGGAAGCUGAUAUAAAAAGAAAUAUGGCUCUUUCAGCCACAAAAAAUGCGGCUCUUUCAGCCACAAAGUAUGCAGAAGCCUGCCGGGAGCUAGGAUUGCAGGGCAUUAAUGUCCGGUCAGAGUUGUUAGAAGCAGCCAUAGUAACUCUUCCAAGCACUUUCAGUGAGAUAUUGGAAACAUUGAACAGUGACUCUGUUUCAAAGACCAUUGAAUUCUAUUCCAUGUUUGUCAAAGAGGCUCACACAGAUAAUAAGGAUAAAAUUCCCAGCCCCAUUUUGCGUAAUUUGGUUCAUGUUCGAGAAAAGCCCCCUUCUCUUCACGUUUCUGCAGGUCCCGAAAUUUCUGGUUCUGUCGGUGCUCAACAUUACCUUGACGAGCAAUCUCUCAUAGCUGGGGCAGCAGAUACUGCAGCCGAAAGCAUUGACUGGGAUAUUACAUUGGACAGCUCUCAAAUUGAUUGGGAUAUUGGCACUAUUGAGACAGAUGAUAAUGGAAAUGGAUUGGGCCCAUAUGAAAUUGUCAAUGCUAGUGAUAUAUUGCCCGAUUCUCCUCCCAAAGCUGGUGUCGAGGCUCAUCAGGGCUCUGAAAGUCAGGAGGUCUCCAUUUCAGAGAUUUCUUGGGAUGUAAACGUGGAGAAUCCGCAGAUCGUUAAGGUUGAUGAAGCAGACUUAUCGAGCACUCAUAUAGAAUCUGGAUUAAACUAUGAUUAUACUAAAAUUGAGGCAUCUGGGGAUAAUCAAGAAAGGAGUGAGCUUAUGGAGACAGAGUACAGGAAUAAGCUUCUAGACGACUUAUUUGAGGCGAAAGCGUUUCUGAACCAACGAUUACUCGAAUUGACUAAUGAAGAAACCUUAUCACUACAACAUCAAGUCCAAGCUGUAGCUCCCUUUGUGCUCCAGCAGUACACUCCAGAAGCAAUUCAAGUAAUGCUGUCUGAUAUUUCUCGAGCCAUCUCAAAAUUAACCAAUAGGAAAACUAGGGACCUGAUCAUGAUACUUAAUUCCAGAAGAUUUUUGGAUCGUUUGGUAAGUACACUGGAGGAAAAGAAACAUCACGAGAUGAAGUUAAAGGAUGGGCUGAAAGAUCUCUAUACUAAGCGCCUGGAGCUGCAAAACUCGUUAUCUUCGUCAUGGCCUAAACAGGAAGCGGCUCUUGUAAAGUCCCGGGAGUUGAAGAAACUUUGUGAGAGCACACUUUCGAAACUUUUUGACGGGAGACCGGUGAAUAUAAUUGGAGAGAUCAACACAUUGCUAAGUAGCGGCCUAAGCGCCUAA